Molecule: messenger RNA, 2271 nt
Organism: Brassica napus (rape)
Lineage: Eukaryota; Viridiplantae; Streptophyta; Magnoliopsida; Brassicales; Brassicaceae
Product: ELF3-like protein 2
Exons: 5
Coding region: 532-2088 (518 amino acids)
Biological process (GO): regulation of photoperiodism, flowering
Source: RefSeq, a predicted model, not a curated record
UCAGAUGAUUGUGAUCAGAAACAGAUAUUUCCGCUAAAAAAUAGUCCCAAAUUAGAUUCUUCUGGAGAGGAUGAAGUUUAAGUUAGCCACGAGAGAGAUUGAAAACAUGUGGCUGUGUUAUGUAAAGAGACCGAGUCACACGAACAACUCCUCCCACACGCCAUUUCUCCUACCACUCGGACCUAACAAACCAAAACCCGCCACGUUUAUCUGAAACCCGAGUUCCCGCGAGUUAGGGAUCUUUACUUGAAGGAACCAGACAUGAUCGCAGAGUCACACAUACACAUACACACACAAACCUUUAGAAGUGUUUUGUCGUCCCCCUCGUAUAGAAUCCAUUGUGGGGCGACACAAACAUAAUAUCUUCUUUUUUGCUUAUGCUCUUCUUGAUCUUCUCUCAUAAGAUUUGUUUCUUUCAGGUGGAUUUAGCUUUCCCAUCUAAUUAGUAAAGAAAUAAUACUCUUUUCGAUCUAAAGUAUUAUUUGAUCUUGACUUAUUUCAGAAGGGAGAAGAAGACCAAGAAGAAGAUAAAUGGGAGGAAUGAAAGAUGAGGCGAAGAGGAUAACAAUUCCUCCAUUGUUCCCAAGGGUUCAUGUGAAUGAUACUGAACGAGGAGGCUUGUCUCAGCCAUUUGAUGGCAAAACAAUGUCUCCAUAUAAACAUUACAUUCUUCCAUCUCCGACCGACAAGAUCUCUGAUUCUCCUUCCACUCUCUCACUGUCUCUUCCUCCUCCAGCCAACAACGCUUGUCUCCAGACUGAUCGACCUGAAAUGAAUCAGUUAUCACCAACCUACAACACUUCUCCAGCAUCAAAUCUUGAAGGGAAGGUGGAUAAAAAAGGCAUGAUUUAUCCAAGUCCUAGAGGAUCAUCAGUUAAACCUAGUUCAAUAAAACAAAAUGAGUACAACCUUACCAACUUGGAUUCUCUUAAGGUUCCUGUUUUUAGACUCCCGGAGACAGAUCCAAAAGCAAACACAGAUUUGUCACUACAGUUUCAUAGUAGCUGUACCAGUAAAUCAAGAGGAGAAGCUGCUGGUUUCAAACCUCUCCUGAACAAUCUUGAUAUUCGAGAAUUACUUUUGCCACUACAAUGUUUGGAAGAUGAAAGCAAUAAUGGGUCUCUUAGUGUGAUGAAAACUCAACUGUAUAGAAGAAGAACCCCCAAAACUGUGCCUCCACGUGAGCAAGAAGCCUCAGACUGCUCUGCAAUAGACUCUUUGUCUGGUAUGAGUGCAGCUUCUAAUGAUGUUGCCAGAGUGAUAGGUGAGAAGAGAUUUUGGAAGAUGAGAGCUUAUAUGAUCAGCCAGCAGAAGAUCUUUGCCACUCAAGUCUUUGAGCUGCAUAGACUGAUAAUGGUUCAGAAAAUGGUUGCAAAGUCGCCAAACUUGGUUCUCAAAAGUAAGAUCAAUGGUGGUUCAAAGUUUAAAAGACCGAACACCGAGAAUCAAAAACCUGUAACCGAAGCCUAUCCAGAGCAUAUGAAACCAAAGAUUCCUUUACCUUUCAUAAGCAAAGAGCUCAUGACCCCAAUUUGGCAACAACAGCUACUUCCUCCACAAGGAAACCAGUGGUUAGUUCCUGUAAUGUCUCCUUCAGAAGGUCUGGUCUAUAAACCAUACGCAGGUCCAUGUCCUCCUCCUCCUUCAGCUUUCAUGGUUCCUAUUUAUGGACAAGAUUUGCCCUCCAGGCUCCCUGCUUCUACUCAGUUUAGCCACAACUGCUUCCCACCGAGGACAACAGUACUUGACCAGACAAACCCGUUUGGUCAGCUUCAAAGAUGGUCAAGCACAUCUAGCCACAUGACUCAAGCGAUUCCGUUUUCGUUAAAGAAGUCUCAGGAGUCUAAUGACAGUGAGGUACAUGGAAGUACAGCUUCAAGUCCACCAGAGAAGCAUAAAUUUGAUGUCCUUCCACUUUUUCCUACAGAGCCUACACAUCACACUGAUGAGUAUGAGCAGAAACAGCAACCAAUGUCUCGUGCAAUUAAAGCCAUUCCUCAUAACUCAACAUCUGCCUCUGAAUCUGCUGCAAGAAUUUUCCGUUCUAUUCAGGAAGAAAGGAGGGACUCAGAUCAUAUGAUUAGUUAGUUUUCUUACUUUCUCCACAUUCUUUUUAUUUAUAAUUUCUUCUUCUUAUACUUUAGAUUUUAUACUAUUUACUCUUCAUGAGAAGAUGUAAAUCAAUACUGUCACUAUACAUAAAGCAUACACACAUCUUAUACUGAAAUUGUAUUGACAAACAGCAAAUAAAUGAUAGAUUCUUUUGUUCUA